Penicillium pulvis is the source of this 3784-nucleotide messenger RNA. RefSeq lists its product as uncharacterized. The record is from RefSeq and is a predicted model, not a curated record. The transcript is spliced from 5 exons. Bases 203 to 3784 code for a protein of 1193 amino acids. NCBI's taxonomy places the organism in Eukaryota, Fungi, Ascomycota, Eurotiomycetes, Eurotiales, Aspergillaceae.
CAAUUCUCCAAGUCCUUGUGGCCUAUUCCCUCGUUUCAACUUACUCCACAGCGGACCAGACCGUGCACUGCCCUACCGUUUUCUUUUGGGCCCUUGUCCCCUAAGUGCCCCCUGGUCUCUUCAAGUCUCUCGAAGACUUCCUGAGAGACGUUUCACAGCUCCUCCACAGCUGCAGUGAGGUGAUUGAUCGCUUUUCGACGUCAUGGGUGGUUCACGUGACAGAACCUACCGGAACAUGUGGAUUGACCUCGCCCUUGCAUCUACUUUAGUUCGCUCAUUUAUAUCAACAUUCGGAGGUCCCAAAAACAACGCUUCCGGAAAGCUGAGUCGCAAAUCCUCGAAUAAUGCCUCUCCUGUCGAAACACCACCUCGGUGGCAGACCCCGUCACCCGAUACACCCUCACCACCCUCUGAGUUUUCCCCAGUAGGUGGCACAACUCCAAGAGGUGGUGAAAUUGAGACGCGACCUGCGUCGAUGAUCUUCUCAAACAACCCUCCGCUAAUGGCCCAGGUGGAUGGCAUCCCACCGGAGCUGUCGCCGAUCUUUUCCUUCCUCAACAUUCACACCAAUAAAGUCUAUCACGAAGGCUACUUCUUGAAAUUGAAUGACCAAGAUAACCAGGGCCGGCCGUGUCUUGAUCGGCAAUGGAUAGAAUGUUAUGCUCAACUUGUUGGGACGGUCCUUUCACUAUGGGAUGCCACUGCGCUGGACGGAGCUGGCGGACAAGAGGUCCCGGCGACCUUUAUCAACAUUGCAGACGCGUCAAUUAAAAUGAUCGAAACGUUGCCGAUCAGGAAUGGAGCGGCAGCACCGCUUAAUAAUGUUCUAAGUAUCUCAUCCGCAGGGAAAAACCGAUACCUGCUUCAUUUCCGCUCGUUCCAUUCCAUGUGCGAAUGGACUGCAGCAGUUCGUCUUGCCAUGUUCGAGCACACCUCCUUAUACGAAGCAUACACCGGUUCUCUCAUUGCAGCCAAAGGAAAGCAUCUCAAUGGGAUUCAAGCAAUCUUAGCCCCGGCGAAAUUCCGAUGUGAAGACUGGGCGCGCGUACGGUUUGGCGCAGGGACCCCUUGGAGACGAUGCUGGUUUGUGAUCAACCCCCCAGACGAAAAGCAGGUCGCAAAGGCUCGAAAGGCUUUGAAAAAAUCAGCAUACGAUCGCCUGUCCAUUCCCGUCACAGGAAACAUUCAGUUUUUCGAGACUCAGAAGACUAAAAAAGCAAUCCCGAUUGCGACAAUGACCCAUGUGUAUUCGGCAUAUGCGAUCUAUCCACAGUCGAAGGCUUUGAUCGACCAAUCCUCUCUGGUGAAAUUGGAAGGUCGGAUCACCUUGCACGGGCAGAAUCAGUCCACCACGGAGGGCUUUGUGUAUGUCAUGCCCGAGUUGCAUGCGGCAAUUUCUGGAUUUGAAAUGAUGCUGCGAUUCCUUUUCCCGACGUUCGAUACCUUCAAUCUCUAUGGCCGCCCCACUCGUCUCGUGGCCGACACCAAUCAUAUCAAAAGUAUCAUGUUUGCUUUCCCUCAGGAGCGUCGAUUUGGAUAUCUGGAUCUCAUGGAUAUCACCAGCCUUCUUCAGACCCCAGGUAGCCAAGGGUGGAGUGAAGCUGAAUGGAGGCGACAGCUGAAAGAAGCGACCCAGAAGAGAGCUUCCACGGGCCGGAGCAGAACUAACAGCGUCAACAGCGCUCGGCCCCGAUACCGCUCGAGUAUCUCUGUAAACCACUCCACUCCGACCGAGUCCCCUCGUCGGCCUUUCCUGGCGGAGAGCAAGCCUGAGUUCAACAAUACAGAAGCGGUAAUUGCCGAAGUUCCUAGAGCUGAACCUCCUGCCUAUCAUAAUCGCGGAAUGUCAGACGUUACAGGGAUGCAGACAGGGCCUAGACCCGGUUAUUCAUCCCUGGAUUUUAGCUCACCGGACUCGUCUGCCCAGGAUUUGGUGCAACGUGAUCGACAAGCUGCUCUGGCAGCUCCUAUCACGGAGCACUAUAAUACUCACAUGGAACGACACCCUACCCUGGUCAAUGAAGAGCAGCUUCCACCGCGCACGCCACCUUCUCCUGUCGCAAGCCCUCCUGCCUUCGCACACGGCCCUCGUGAGAUGCCCCCAAACCGCCCUUAUGCAACUACGGCGCAGCGAUUGGCCAACAAUCGCAUGUCCAAUGCGACUUUGAUGCAACUAACAUCAAUUGGUCGGACGGAUGGAACCGCGUUGGCUGUACAUGACGCUUCGUCCCCAGUCAGCGAUCAGCAGUCUCAAAACCAGGAAUUCCAAGCGCCAUAUCCCGCCACUGCUGUGCAAUUCGCGGAGCCUACAAGCUCACCGAACCCGCAGCUCGCCCAUCAGUCCAGUGACGAAGCAUUCCGUCUUGCUGUCGCGAUGCGAGCCUCGCUCAAUAUGAACGAUCGGCCUUCAACGUCUAGCACUACAGGGUCCUCGUCACCGCAACGUAAGGUUCCAAUUGAUACGUCCAAGUCCUUGAAACGGAAGCCACUUCCUCAGAGACAGAUUUACAAUGGAGAGCCUCUGUCUCCUGGAGAGCCGAGUUUGGAUGACCUUCGCCACACUCUGGACGAAGAUGCACUCAAUCGCAUCGCUCCUCACCUGUCAUCUCCUGUGACCCCGACUGAAAAUCAAGCAAUGGAGGAAGAGAGUGUCUAUGAUGAUGCUGCUUCUACAGUAUCACCAGAUUACGCAAGCACCCAUGGCUCGGUGUAUAGUAAGAAGUCCCAAAAAUCAACCAAACCGCGGAUGGGUGUCAUGAAGACUGUGGGAGAACCUGCCAAACGCGAUUAUGUUAUUGGCGAUGCUCAUUACUCAACCGAGAAGCCCAAAGAAGCCAACCCGGAAAUCCCUUCUGUUGAUUUUGGACCCACGAUGACUUACAUGCCUACCACUGGACGCCCAAACACGGGCGACGCUUUACGCAGGGAUCCUCACCAGAGAAAGGAUUCAGAAGCUGAAAGAUACAGACUUUCGGUGCCGAAUACCAUGGACCUUGGAUAUAGCCGGUCCUCCGGCCAGGAGGAACACAGACGGAGUAUGCUUUGGCAGCCUGGAAUGGCUUCCAACCGUCCUACCACCCCUGGCGGAGGUCUUACCCCGGAGCACAACGCGCAGCGCCUAGUCCCCCCAAUUCACAUGCACAAUCGGUCUCCGUCUAACAACACUCCACCACCACAGCGUCCAACUUCCGGAGAUUGGACCCAGUACACCCGCCCUGGUUCCCGUGUGACCAGCCAGGAGCACAACUACCGGCCCUCUUCGCGGGGCACAAGCCCAAUGCUGAACUAUGACAUAUCGAAUCAUCUUUCGGCCCGGGAACAAGAACACGUUGCACGAGUGACCAAUUCUCCAUUUUUCAAUAUGUCACAAGAUACCCGCCGGCCACAGGUUCCUGCCAACCCCGUAGGUCUGGUAUCAACUAUCGAUGCCCGCGAACGAGAGAGGCGCGAGAUGAGAGAGGGAUUCUCCAACCAGAUGGUCCAGAGUGCGAUCAAUCAGCGCCAGCAUCACAUGAAUAACCAGCAAGCUGAUGCCCGUUAUUAUGGCUCAAUGUACCCGGCUCAGCCUCAGCCACAAUUUCGCCCAAACGCCAUGUACAACAUGGCUGGUGCAAACCGCACCUGGGAUGCUGUUCACCAAAUGAAUCAACCUGAAGAACCUCGCCGUCAAUCUUGGUAUGGCCAGCUUGGUCCAGCAUCACCUAUUCCUUCAAAUUACCAACAAAGCCAAAUCUAUGCUCAACACGGAGUAUACCCCGGCAAUCCCAACGUCAUGCAUCACUAG